Messenger RNA from Papaver somniferum (opium poppy), 3072 nucleotides. Its product is annotated as chloride channel protein CLC-c-like. Gene Ontology annotation, molecular function: voltage-gated chloride channel activity. Gene Ontology annotation, cellular component: intracellular membrane-bounded organelle; plant-type vacuole membrane. NCBI's taxonomy places the organism in Eukaryota, Viridiplantae, Streptophyta, Magnoliopsida, Ranunculales, Papaveraceae. The transcript has 9 exons. The record is from RefSeq and is a predicted model, not a curated record. Bases 468 to 2816 code for a protein of 782 amino acids. Gene Ontology annotation, biological process: transmembrane transport; chloride transport.
UAAAAACAGAGCUUUUUAUUUCACCUUCCACCACCACCAAUCCGUGUAUACUCUCCUGUUUCUCUCUCUCAUAAUUGAAGAAGAAGAAGAGAGAGAGAAAGAUCUUCUCCUAUAUUAAUUACUCAUAGGUUCAAUUAGAUCUAAAUUUUAGUACCGAGUUUGAGGAUUUUCCAGUUGGUGAUCAGGAGAAGAAGAUUCUUCACUUUCUUUAUCUCAAUUCUAUAGGUGGCGAUCAAAAGAACAAUUUUCAUUCAAUCAGGUGAAGAAGUUGAUCACAUGCAAUGCCAGAGAAGAAUACCAGGAAAAUCAUAGGUAGUGAUAAGUGAUGUCAUAGGAUGGACAAGAACAUGAAGCAGAAGUAAACAAUAGGUAGAUUUUGUUUCAGAGAUUGGAGUAGAAAAAUACAGGUGAAUUUCAACUACAGUUGAAGAAAUUCAGUUGCCAAGGUAAAAUACUAGUUUUGUUAAAUGGAUCGAGCAGAUAAUAAUGGGAUUGACAUAGAAAGUGAGGUGUUGCCAAUUGAUGGAAAAGAGAUUGUGAGAAAUGGUUCAGAUUUAUUCGACAAAGACAUGAUUAGAGAGCCACUUCUUAGGAAAAGGACCAACACCACUUCUCAGAUUGCUCUGAUCGGUGCAAAUGUCUGUCCAAUUGAAAGCCUUGACUAUGAGAUUGUUGAAAAUGAUCUAUUCAAGCAGGAUUGGAGAUCAAGGAAGAAGCUUCAGAUAUUUCAGUACAUUGUCCUUAAGUGGACACUUGCACUUCUUAUAGGAUUGGCUACAGGACUUGUUGGUUUCUUUAAUAAUCUCGCGGUGGAGAACAUAGCGGGUUUCAAACUGGUGCUUACUAGUGAUCUCAUGCUCAAGCAAAAGUUCUACCAGGCAUUCGUAGCAUAUGCUGGUUGCAACGUGGUUUUGGCGAUUGCUGCUGCAGUUCUUUGUGCUUACGUUGCCCCUGCUGCAGCAGGUUCUGGUAUUCCAGAAGUAAAAGCUUAUCUAAAUGGUGUGGAUGCUCAUUCUAUAUUGGCUCCAAGUACUCUCUUUGUAAAGAUAUUUGGUUCCAUUUUUGGAGUUGCUGGUGGAUUUGUUUUGGGUAAGGAAGGACCUAUGGUACACACAGGGGCUUGCAUAGCCAAUUUACUUGGCCAAGGUGGGUCCCGGAAGUAUCAUUUGACUUGGACAUGGCUCAGAUAUUUCAAAAAUGAUCGAGAUCGACGGGACUUGAUCACUUGUGGUGCUGCUGCUGGAGUUGCAGCUGCCUUUCGUGCCCCAGUUGGUGGUGUUCUAUUUGCUCUAGAAGAAGCAGCUUCAUGGUGGAGGGGUGCUCUUCUCUGGAGAACAUUUUUCACAACAGCAGUUGUUGCUGUGGUUCUUCGAGGUUUCAUAUUAUUUUGCAGGAAUGGAAAUUGUGGGCUGUUUGGAGAAGGAGGGCUGAUAAUGUUUGAUGUUAGUUCAUCUAUAACAUCAUAUAGUACCGCUGAUCUUCUAGUGGUGUUACUCCUUGGCGUGGUCGGAGGGCUUUUCGGGAGUUUAUACAACUAUCUUGUGGACAAAGUCCUUCGCACUUACAGCAUAAUCAACGAGAAGGGUCCCCAUUACAAAGUCCUUCUUGUCAUCAUUAUAUCCCUUCUGACUUCAUGUUGUUCGUAUGGCCUUCCAUGGUUUGGAAGUUGCACCCCUUGCCCUGAUGGCCUUAAAGAGCAGUGCCCAACUAUAGGUCGUUCGGGUAACUACAAGAAUUUCCAAUGCCCACCAGGCCACUACAACGAUCUUGCCUCACUGUUCCUCAAUACUAAUGACGAUGCUAUCCGUAAUCUAUUCAGUUCAGGAACCGAGAACGAAUUUUAUCUUUCCAGCUUAUUCGUGUUCUUUUUCGCAAUAUAUGGGCUUGGCAUCAUAACUUACGGCAUUGCCAUCCCUUCUGGGCUCUUUAUCCCUGUUAUUCUUGCUGGAUCCUCCUAUGGUCGCCUUAUUGGAACCCUACUUGGUUCCAUUUGUGACCUUGAUCCAGGUCUUUUUGCUCUCCUCGGAGCUGCUUCUUUCCUUGGCGGGACCAUGAGAAUGACGGUCUCUAUCUGCGUGAUUCUUUUGGAGCUCACAAAUGAUCUUCUAAUGCUUCCUUUAGUUAUGCUGGUUCUUCUUAUUUCCAAAACAGUUGCCGACAGCUUCAACAAGGGUGUUUAUGACCAAAUACUAGUUUUGAAGGGUUUGCCCUUCAUGGAAUCUCACUUGGAGCCUUACAUGAAGCACUUAGUCGCAAGAGACGUUGUGUCCGGUCCACUGAUGACGUUCUCGAGCGUGGAGAAGGUUGGGAACAUAAUGCAUGUUUUAAGAAUGACAAGGCAUAAUGGGUUCCCCGUCAUCGAUGAACCACCUUUUGUUGAGGCACCAGAAUUGUGCGGGCUUGUAUUGAGGUCUCAUUUGGUCGUGUUGCUCAAUGGGAAAAAGUUUACAAAAGAGAGAAUCUUGUGUAGGGAGGGGAUAUUACGGAAGUUUGAUGCAUUUGAUUUUGCAAAAGCAGGGUCGGGUAAAGGGUUGAAGGUGGAGGACUUGGAUAUUAGCCCCGAGGAGAUGGAUAUGUAUGUGGAUCUCCACCCAAUCACUAAUUCAUCCCCAUAUACUGUUGUGGAGACAAUGUCGUUGGCCAAAGCAGCAGUUCUAUUUCGACAACUUGGCCUCAGACACUUGUGCGUCGUGCCAAAGACUCCAGGGAGGCCUCCAAUCAGCGGACUCUUAACGAGACAUGACUUUAUGCCAGAGCACAUAAUGGAUUUAUAUCCUCAUUUCAAUCCCCGCAGAAAGUUGUCUAAUCGAAGUUAGGCAAGAGAUGUGAUGCUGAAUUCUUUUCUUCUUUAUAAAAAUAUACAUGGUAUUAUUUAUGGGUACCAUUCUUGAUUGUAAUUGCUAUUUAUAGUGUCUGCCAUUGAGUGCGGCAAAAAUAAGAAAAAAAAAAAGAAAAAAAAAGUAAGGAAAAAUCAAAAUGCAAAACAGAACUCUAUGAUGUGUUAGAAGAUUAAAAUGAGAACUUUAGCUCUUUCAUUAUUCUUGAUUAUUGUUAUUUCACUUAUUGGUCGUU